GCGUCGCGAAUGCGCGUCAUCGAAAGUCCCGCGAGUUAUUUCUUUCGCAUAAUCUCAUUGUUUUAUUGAGUUGACAAACUUUUGUUUUCAUUAAAAGGUAACAUUUUCUUUAUCAAAAUCAAAGUAUAAUUGAUGUGUUGUUGUCUUGUGUUGAAUAUUUCGCGUUAAGCCGGGUCGUUGAAGUACCGUGCGAAUUAUAUUCUCUUUUUCACGCGGAGGGUUUUAAUUUUUUUUGUUCGUGCAGUAAGCAUUCGGCGCGCAGCGCCAUCGAACAAAGGCGACGUUUCAUGAGAACGACAGAGACGCGAUAACGCGUGAGUGUAAAAGAGAGAAGAGUGGUUUUCUUUUUUUUCUACUGGUUCUCAAUGAAAACCGUGCUUGAGCAAAAUCUCGAGGUCGUGUUACAGAGAGCGCGAUAUUCCUUCGCGGACAAUAUAGUUUUUGGUUUGCGAGAAGAACGCGGCGGCAGCAGCGGUAGCGCGAAAUAAGAGAGAAAGAAAAAACGGAGAAAAAAACGUGAGCAAAACGAAAAACCUCCGACGAAACGGUCGGGUCGGCGUGCGCGAAGGAUCGAUUCAGUGUUCUCGUUGUGUUGAACAGUGGCGCACGGGAUUUUGGCAAGAAAAGCCUCGUUCCUCCGUACCGCUCGCUUUUACGCGAGCGUGUGUACGUACGUGCAAUUUCGAGUGAGUGUUCGGUGCAAUUCCUCGCGUUGAUACAUCGUGUCCUAUCCUGUGAGAAUAGCCCGGUGUAAAGUGGAGUGGGGGAAAGGGGUGUUGAAAAUUCGUGGAAAAGCAAAGAAAAAAAAUCGAACAAAACAGUGCGAUCGAAUGAGAGAGUAAUGCCGGAUUGGCGACGCUGGUACGAGUUAUGAUGUGUUUUAUCGUAUACGCGUGUUUUAACGAAAUAUUGUCAUGUAGUUUUUCAAGCGAUAUAAUGUGAAGAGAGCGACGUCUCUCGUGUAAACGCGCGGCGUACGCGUGUGUGCCUAUAAGCGAGAACCAAGUGUUGUUCUCAUCCCCCGUUUACCCCGCCUCACCCCUCAUCUACUCCUUCACUACCGCGCUCUUUCGCCGCUCUUCCCCCCUGCCCCCUACCCUUCCUGCCUCUCCCUGCCCCGCGUUACCCGCGGGGACUUAUGGGAAUGGCGCGCAAAUGUUGCGUGAGAAAUUGCGAGAGCGACGGUAAAGAAGUGCGUUAUAAGGGUUUGCCCUUACACAAAUUUCCUAGAGAUCCUGUUUUACGGAACAAGUGGCUCGGUAAUGGCACUUUUGAACCUCAUUUCAAACCUACCACCGGCCAAUUCGUCUGCCAUAGACAUUUUACGCGAGCUGACUACGAGAUUAUCAAGGGACACAAGUUCAUUCUACGUAAGGGCUCUGUACCCACGAUCUUCGAGAACUACGACAAUCAUCCCGAUCCAUUAACAAUGCCAGUGAAAAGCAACAUCUCGUAUCCCCAGGAGGAUCUAGAUCUAAUAAACUCGGAGAUAUUGAAUAUGGACAAUGCAGGAAGCGGGGAAUCGUCCAUGUUUGCCGAAGCAAGAACACCCAAAUCGGACAGUUGUGGCGAAGCCUGUAAUUCUAGGCCAGGUUCAUCCGCAGACUCUUUAAAUCCGUCCGAAAUGACAGAUGCAACGGAUGCUGGCUUCAAGUCGUCAGGAGAAAAUGAGGAACCUUUAAGAUCCGUGGAAAUUCCAUUGGAUGCGGCGGAGUACAAGUUGGAAGUGGGCAAAGAUGAAUAUUCUGUUAUGAAAACUAAAAUGGGCUUCAUGGAAGAAGAAUCUAAAGCCAUCAAGGAAGAGUUUGAACCUACAAAUACAACAGAGGAAAAAAUAAUCGUAAAAAGCGACGAGACAAAGCCGAAACCAAACGUAAAUUGUGGAUCAUUGAAUUUUAAUCCAGGCGAUAGAAUCGAAGCCAAAGAUUUCAAUGACAAAUGGUAUUCGGCACGAGUGGUCGAAACCGACUGGGCCGAGAGAGAAGUUUUGAUACAUUUUGACAAAUCGAGCUCGAGAUUCGACGAAUGGAUCCCUAUGGAUAGUUCCAGACUCAGAGUUCUACAAAUGCAGUCAAGUGAACAAGUUUGGGUGCUACCGAGUCCGGAAACGAAAAUGAGGCAACGAGAUGAUUUUGAUGUUGGGGAGAGAAUUUUAGCUACGUGGGCGGACGGAAGAAAAUAUCCAGCCAAAGUAAACGCUGUGUUGGGAAACGACAGAUACGACGUUCUGUUCGAUGACGGAUAUGCAAAAAUCGUGAGAUCUUCGAAAAUCACGAAGAUCGCGUCGAGCACGGGAAAAAAAGCGAUGGAAACAGAUUCUUAUAUCGGCAGCAAACAAGAGAGAAGAGACAAAAAGCGCAAACAUACGGUUAUGGAACUCUUCCAAACGCAUCCAAGGAAGCGCAGCAAGCCUGAAAUAACAGCUGUUAAGAAAGAUGGAAUAGUGGCUUCGGAAGAUGCUAAUAAUUAUAGCCUUGAUAGCAGCCUUGAUCUUGAUACCUCUGCUAUUGGCACUUACUAUGAUUCUGGAGCAGAAUUACUUCGUGGCUUUGAAAAUCCUAAACCGAAGAUCAGAUCUUACACCAAAAAAAUCAAGCGUGAUGCGAUUAAGAACGAUACUGAUCUGGAGGAUGACAUUGGACCUGAAUGGAUCGACGGGGAGCCUCAAGGCGUUGAGGGAUUCAUCGUUGAUAGCAAUGAGAUUACCGGAACACGUCGAUCGAUAAUCGUUGCAGACAGGAGAUUGCCUCCGAUAUGGCAGAAACACUUUACCCAAAGAAGGGCGGGCACAUCCGCUGGAAAGUGGGACGUUCUUUUCGUACAUAAGCCGAGCGGAAAAAAGUUUCGCUCAAGAAGUGACAUCAAAACGUUCAUCGAAAGUCAAGGCUGUGAAUUCGAUUCGGACAUGUUUGAUUUUUGCAUUCAUCGUCGGAAGAGCAAGAAUUCAAUCGCCAGAAUAAAGCACGAGACUUCAGGAGAAGUUCCGAAGAAAAUCAAAACUAUCCUGCCGAAGACGAAAGCUACUCCUUCGACGCCCGAUAAUUCGUUGCCCUUGUCCUCUACUCCUGCGGAUUCUUUAGUUCCGAUAACACCCACGACAACACCUGUCGAAGAUGGAGGAACGAUAUAUUCGGUUUUCAUCGGAAGUUUGCGGGUUGAGAUGGAAGAUAGUCUCUUCAAAUGUCCCAAAGAAGGAUGUUGCAAGAAUUUUCGCAAAGAGAAUCUCUUGCAAAUGCACAUAAAGCACUACCAUCCAGAAUAUUCCAAGUUUUUGGGCUCGACACCGAACGUAGCGGAUCUGGCGUAUGCUAGAACGAUCGGAGAGUCGGUGAUCGAUGUGACACCAAAGAAAUCGUCCAACAACUUUUUGGACAAGAUCAAUAAAUUUGAGAAGAGAAAAGCGGCGCACGAGAAACAGAUUUUGCCGGGGAAUCAAAUGAUUUCGUCGCCAGGACAAACAAUUCCGUUGAUCGCAACGUCUCCGCUUCCGGCAAUAAAUUCCAGUUCGGACAUUGUCGGAUCGGACAAAAUCUCUGGAACAACUAUUCGCGACUGCAACGAUUCGAAAUUCGAGCUUAUGUCGCCAGUGUCGAACGCAAGCAUGGAUGUCGACGAAGAAUCGACGAAAAAAAUCGAAGCCAAUUGUGCAAUGUCGCCCGGAGCACUUUUCGAUUUGAAAAUUCGCGAGGAAAAAAAUCAAAUUGGUAUCAAAACUUUGCUGCCCGUAAGACCCUCGGUCACUCCUACGGAUUCUUCAAGAUUCGAUCGAUCCAAAUCGCUCGACGAAGCUGUUCAAAACGAGAAAAUCAAGGGAUCCAGAAAACGUCAACUUUCCGAGUACAGCACCGAAUCUUCAAAAUCUAAAGGAAGGCCAAGCAUGCAGGAGCUUACGGAUGAUUAUGGGGAUUUAGAUGACAGUGCAUUGGAUGCGGAGGGGCCAGCGGGUCUCGUUUAUAGAUUCAGUCGUAGGAAAUCAGACGCAAAGAGCGACGAAAACAGCCAAAGCAGUCAGCUAAAUGAUUCACGUCUCGAAAAAGCCGAUAACCCCAAAGGGGAUGCAUCUAAAACAGAUAUUAGUAUCGAGACUGAAGACGGAGAAGGUGUCAUGAUGAUGAUCAAUGGCGAAAUGGUCAAAGUCGAACAGCUCCGACGAGAAGAAAUUAUCAAUUGUACCUGUGGCUUCAUGGAAGAAGAUGGACUCAUGAUCCAAUGCGAUCUUUGCCUUUGCUGGCAACAUGGCCAUUGCAAUGCCAUUGAACGAGAGAAAGAUGUGCCGGAAAAAUAUAUUUGCUAUAUUUGCCGUCAUCCUUAUCGACAACGCCCGUCUAUGAAGUAUUUGCAUGACCAGGAAUGGCUCAAGGAUGGCAAGUUGCCGAGCUUAACAAAACGAACCAAAGAUCAAGCAGCUAUAAACCGGAGGACGGCGAUGCUGAAGCGAUCUUUUGAUCUCGUAGCUGCGUUAUUGCAAAUUCAGCAGAUUCUUCACAGUCUUCGCGUGAAAAUUAGCGUAGCCCAAAAAAAGGAUCAUCCGAAAUUGUACUUAUGGGCUAAGAAUUGGGAAAAGUCGGAAGUAAAAGAGCCGAUGACCGAGCCUGUGCCGGUGAUGCGAAUCGUUAAGAAGACGGUUGAAACCCCUGAUUCUGGCACGGAAACUCUCAUCGAGCCAAAAGCUGAGAUACCUAAUGUCGUGAAAGAGGAUUUCGAUGAAAAAUCCAUCGCGUCGGACACAGAACUCAUGAAGAUUCUAGAAGAAGACAGCACGCAUUCGGAAGAAACAAAAGUCGAUUGCAAAAAACGGGAAGCGAAAAUUCCGAAUGGGGAAAUCGACGCUUCGAAGGAAAAAGAUGCAUCUCCGAGUGAAAAUGAAAAUGGCGUUGCUACGACGGAAAUGAAGAAAGAUGAAGAAAUUGAAUCGAAGGACGAGUCAUUGACUAAAAAGUCGUCGACAAAUCCAGCAACUUCUGAAGUAACGAUACCGAUGAAUUCCGCAGUCACCGAACCAAAACAGGAAUCGACCACGCCACCCCAACCUUUCGUCCCCGAGCCUGAAGCCCCCAUCGAUCCGGACGAGUGCCGACAACGUCUUCUCGAGCAUAUCGAACACUUUCAGAAUCACAUAGAUUCACAAUUGACCACUAUCGAGGCACAAGUCUCCGUUUUGGAGACGAUGGAUCCCGAUAAUGGAGCUCUUUCGACAGACGUGCAACGUCGAACAAAGCAAACCAUGCAAAUGCUUAUGCGUGAUUUACGUACAGUUCGAAAGCUGGCAGCCCUUUGCUGAAAUUUUAUGAAAUCUCGAGGCCUCAACACUAAUUUUCCAUAUUAACAUCAUGGGAUGUGAAUUAGAACGUUCAAUUAUUAGUUUGCCUUUCGGUUUUCAUACUCUUCAAGUUUGAUCCGAAACAUUGCGGAUUGAAAUAGGAACGUUUAAAUAUAUAAAUAUGUAUAUUAUUUUUAUGAAAUUGCGCAUCAAACUGUUAUUUAUAUUCUUUAUUUAUAUUAAUCGUCGAUUCUUUCACGGUGUAUUCAUUUUACAACUUGUGUUGGAAUAUUAAGAAGAAAAAUUAUUGUUCUAUCAUUUAUAAUCUGUUUCGAAGUAAAAGAAACAAAAAUAAUUGUAAAAAAAAAUAUUCAGCCAUCUUCAUCCGAGAUCUCCGAAUGGAUUCCGUGCGUUGAUCUCCGUGUGAAUAUUGUCAAAACCUGUAAAAGCACAGCCGAAUGUUUAUCCGUGUUUCCUAACGCGUCUAACAUUCUCGCAAGAAACUGGAAGAGGGAGAAAAAGUUGAAAAAUAAUUAUCAACAAAACGAA
Messenger RNA from Venturia canescens, 5809 nucleotides. RefSeq names its product PHD finger protein 20 (gene MBD-R2). The transcript is spliced from 18 exons. The record is from RefSeq and is a predicted model, not a curated record. NCBI's taxonomy places the organism in Eukaryota, Metazoa, Arthropoda, Insecta, Hymenoptera, Ichneumonidae. The coding region runs from base 1139 to 5281 and encodes 1380 amino acids. Gene Ontology annotation, biological process: regulation of transcription by RNA polymerase II. Gene Ontology annotation, cellular component: NSL complex. Gene Ontology annotation, molecular function: DNA binding.